GACUACACAAAGGCAUGUGAAGAAUACACUAUAUAGUCUGUAUACAUGUAAUUGUUGUAUUCUAAGGCCCCGUUUGGUAGCUAUGUUACGAUUAGAUAAGAGGAUUAAUUAGGGUUUAUUUGUGCAUUUGGUAGCUAUGUUAAUAAACUUAAUAGCCCGUGUUUUGUAUCCGGUCCGCACAAAGCCCAUUACAAAAUCUAUGUUUUAGUCACAUAUGUAACCACCCAUUUUGACAUGUUACAUAACAAGGAUACCUAGUUAAUUUUGUAAAAUACAUUUUUACCCAUAAUUUAAAAUUUUCUAGCCCUAAUCCAAAACUAACUCCUCUUCCUCACUUCACAAAAAAUACGCCUCACUUCAUAAAAAUUGCAACAAGUUCUUCCACAGUUCUCUCAUUCUGCCUCCCUCCCUCCAUUCUUUCCGGCGACUCAAACAUCCGGCUACUCCAUUGCUUCCCGCGAUUCCAUUCUCCCGCGACUCUAUUUUUGAUUCAAGAUUUUGGUAAAACUUGGGCCUCUUGAGCUUGUUCAAGUUAGGUACAGAUAUUCACAGUACGCCUGCAAAGGAUUGGGUUUGUCCAACUCACCAUUUCAUACUUUUAUCCGCAAUAGCAACAAAGAAUGAAUUUUUAUUGAUGCAUUUGCUGUUAUACCAUAUUCUGAACUCUAUGUAUUUGUGAAAUUUUCCAAAUGCCUUUCUGAAUCCUAACAAGAUUUUGUCACUCUCUGCAUAUCUCCACAUAGCCAACAUAUCUGUCAACUUUAUUAUAUAAGCCCAACACUGCAGUUUUUCAUAUUCUUUUUGCUUCUUGGGUUCUCAUCCUUUUCUCGUAUGUCUAAAGUAGCUUAGUUAAUCCCUCAAAAGUUUCUUUGUAGUGAUGUACACUGAAUGUGGAUGAUUAUUUUACUACUCUUGGUUGCAUCCUCAAAAGAAUAGUAGCUGUUAUACAGUCUGUUUCAUGAUUUGGAAGCACAUUUUGUUUUUUUCUUUAUCAUAAGCACAUUCAUUCAUUAAGAAAACAGAAUCGUCCAUUCACAACUCACUUAUUCUGCCGGGGUGUGAAGCACAUUUGUGACUAUGCAAAUUAUUUUUUUUUGUGCAGACAAGUUUUGAUUAUUGAAGAUGAAGCCUAUCUUAUGUAAAAACUCUUCACUUGAGUCGGUUUUAGAAGAGAUAAUGCAUCAAAACGUGAUCGAAUCAGUUGUAUUUUCUACGGUCGAGUCAAUUUUGCGUAAUAGAAACAGAAAACGCUUCAGAAGUGAAUUUGUUAGGCCCUACGCAAUGGUUCCUAAGAUCCCUGAUCAAGUCAAGCAUUUAAGUAGGUUGGUAGGUGUUACAGAUGUCGAUUGUAUCAAUAACCUUAGAAUGGACCGUAACACGUUUGGUAGGCUUUGUCUUUUGUUGCGCCAAAUUAGUGAUCUGUCACAUGGAAAAUAUGUCAAAAUAGAAGAGCAAGUGGCUAUGUUUUUAGGUGUUCUAGCACAUCAUAACAAAAAUAGGAUUGUCUCAUUUACUUUCUUGAGAUCCGGCCAUACGGUGUCAAGGUAUCUACAUGCAGUCUUGAAUGCCAUCAUAAAACUACAUGCCAUUCUUUUUGUCAAACCUGAACCAGUACCUGAUGAUUGCACUGAUUCGCGAUGGAAAUGGUUUAGGGGAUGUCUAGGCGCACUAGAUGGUUCAUACAUAAAUGUUAUGGUCCCCAACGAAGAUAAGCCAAGAUAUAGGACACAGAAGGGGCAAAUUGCUACUAAUACGUUGGCCGUGUGUGAUCGCAAAUUAAUGUUUGCUUAUAUUCUGCCGGGGUGGGAAGGUUCAGCUGCAGAUUCUAGAGUACUACGUUGACCCUUCAUGUCUGUUAGUUUUGCUAGGUGUUUUAAUAGAUAGAUCUAUUUAAAAGGUCCUUACUUUCUCUCUAUAAAAGAUCCUCAAUUUCUUUCAUUAUCAGUGGAAUAUUGUAUUUCAAUUUCGUAUUAGUCGAAACAAAAACUCAUCACUUUCCAUGGCUCUUUUCAACAUACCUCCACAAGAAUCCUUCUUUUACAAAUUACCUUGGACCCCAGAAGUUGAUGGA
Salvia splendens (bonfire salvia) is the source of this 2071-nucleotide messenger RNA. RefSeq lists its product as uncharacterized. Lineage: Eukaryota; Viridiplantae; Streptophyta; Magnoliopsida; Lamiales; Lamiaceae. The coding region runs from base 1123 to 1842 and encodes 239 amino acids. The transcript is spliced from 3 exons. The record is from RefSeq and is a predicted model, not a curated record.